This is a messenger RNA of Rotaria socialis, 1122 nucleotides long. The record is from the annotation of a GenBank genome assembly. NCBI's taxonomy places the organism in Eukaryota, Metazoa, Rotifera, Eurotatoria, Philodinida, Philodinidae.
AUGCCACAUAAAAAACGUGAAAAUAAAAAUCAUAUCCAAGUUCAAAGAAUUCUCGCUGAAAGUGAAUUAUCAUUAGUUGAUAAAAAGAAACCUAAACGAAUUUUCGAACGUGUACCUCGUCAUGACUAUAAUCCGGGUGAUCGUAAACGCGAACAACAAAUAUUAAAUGGAGAUUCCGAUGAUGAUGAUGAUGAUAAUAAUAACAACAAAAAAAAACGAUCAGCAUUAAAGAAACAUAUUAACAAAGAACUUCAACAGCCUAAAGAAUCUGUUAUACCAAAAAAAAGUCGUAAAAAUAAAUAUUAUCUUUUAAAUCAUCCAGAAUUAAAAGACACUAUACAAAUUGCGCCUAAACCAAAUAAACGUAAACAUGAAGAAGUCAAUGAGCAAGAAAAUGAACCAUCGCCGAAAAAACCCGCUCCAGAAGCGAAACCAUCAGUUUGUGAUAAACUUGUUUCUCAUAUGGUAACAUCACGUUUUCGUUAUCUAAACGAAAAACUUUAUACAACAACAAGUAAAGAAGCUCAAAAAAUGUUUGAACAAGAUCCUCAAUCUUUCUUUGCUUACCAUCAAGGUUAUGCCACAAGUAUGUCAAAAUGGCCUGAUCAACCUAUCGAUGAAAUCAUGGGUUAUGUUCGUAAACGUUCAGCAAAUCUUGUCAUUGUUGAUAUGGGUUGUGGUGAUGCACGUCUUGCUCGUACACUUAAAUCUACUCAUCCGAAUAUUCAUAGCUUUGAUUUAGUUGCAUUGAAUGAUCAUGUUCAAGUAUGUGAUAUAGCACAUACACCAUUGAAUAAUGAUUCUGUUGAUAUUGUAAUAUUUUGUUUAUCUUUAAUGGGUACAAAUUUAACUGAUUUUAUUCAUGAAGCUCAUCGUAUUCUUCGUUUACGCGGUACAAUGAAAAUCAUUGAAAUAGCGUCACGAUUCGAAAAUCAACCACAAAAAUUUAUACGCAAAAUUGAAUCGAUGGGUUUUCAAUGUUCAAAAACGAAUUCAUUAGAAGAGAAAAGUAAAUCAUCACCAUCACAAUAUUUCUAUGCAUUUGAUUUCGCCAAAACAUCAGCACAAAUCAAGUCGAAAUCAAUUCUAACACUUGCUCCAUGUUUACAUAAAAAACGUUAA